Messenger RNA from Drosophila simulans, 1916 nucleotides. It is a transcript of the gene PGS1, whose product is annotated as CDP-diacylglycerol--glycerol-3-phosphate 3-phosphatidyltransferase, mitochondrial. The transcript is spliced from 2 exons. Gene Ontology annotation, cellular component: mitochondrion. Gene Ontology annotation, molecular function: CDP-diacylglycerol-glycerol-3-phosphate 3-phosphatidyltransferase activity. Gene Ontology annotation, biological process: cardiolipin biosynthetic process. The record is from RefSeq and is a predicted model, not a curated record. Bases 225 to 1709 code for a protein of 494 amino acids. Lineage: Eukaryota; Metazoa; Arthropoda; Insecta; Diptera; Drosophilidae.
UGUUAUCGAAUCCCAGCUCGCUUUGCAACACUUGCGUUCCACCUGGAAUUUAUUUACGUGCUGAAAUUUCGAGUAUUUUUGUGUUAAAACAGCACCCCAUGAAUGAAAGUCUGUUCCGGAUACAGCCAAACAGGCAGUGAGCAAUGCGCCAUACCCUAUCAUCAAAUAACCGCCGCCCAGAGUGAGGAGCCGCUAGCCAAUCCGUCAGAGAAAUCCGCGCCAAGAUGAUGCCAUACCUUCGCCGCCUUUUCAGCCAGGAGCUCUCUCCGGCUGCUCAGGGCGACUUCCUGGGCUGUCUGCAGCAGGCGCCCAGUGUUCUGGCCACCGGAUUCCCUGGAGCACCCGCACUGGAGAGCCUAAGUUGGUUACACAACCUAGCGCCGUGCUUCCCGCUGCGAGGCGAUCAAAUUCAGGUCAUCCAUGAGCCAAAGCACUUCUACGAAACGCUGGUGCAUCGCAUCGGUCAGGCCAAACGCCGUAUAGUGCUGGCCAGUUUGUACCUGGGCACCGGGCAACUGGAGAACGCCAUGGUUCAGACGUUGCGUCACAGCCUGGAGCAACAGUCUGCCCUAAGGCUCAACGUGCUAUUGGACUUUACACGCGGCACGCGGGGCACUCUCAACUCCAAGACCAUGUUGCUGCCACUGGUCCGCGACUUUGCCAGCCAGGUGCAGCUCUCCCUGUACCAUACGCCUGAUCUGCGCGGGAUGACAAAGCGACUAGCUCCGCCACGAUGGAAUGAGCUACUCGGACUACAGCACAUGAAGGUCUACCUCUUCGACGAUGCCGUGAUCAUCUCCGGCGCCAAUCUGUCCAAUGACUACUUUACCAACCGGCAGGAUCGAUACAUACUCAUUGAGGACAAACCGUUGGCGGAUUUCUAUGCGCAGUUCAUCGAACGCGUGCAGGAAUUUAGUUUAGCAGUGGCACCAGAUGCCAGUGAGGGACUGCACCGCAACUGGCGAAUACUGCCGUACGAGGGCACCAAGGAGCAGUUUAUCCAGCUUGCCCGGAAGCGUAUCUCCGACCUAGUGCAGGAGACGUUUCAGCGGCAGGCGCGAACUAAGGAGCAGAAUCCGCAGGCAGACACAUGGAUUUUUCCGCUGCUUGAGAUGGGACAGAUCGGCAUCCAUCACGACAGCGUGGUGACCAAGCGGCUGCUCUCCAAUUGCGUGUCUGGAUCACGGCUAAAACUGGCCACAGGCUACUUCAAUUUGACGCAGGAGUACAUGGACACGCUCACGCACAAGUGCCUGGCCCAGUGCAGCAUACUGAUGGCUCAUCCAAAUGCAAACGGCUUUCAGGGUGCCAAAGGACCAGCGGGCGGAAUUCCGGCUGCCUACACACUGAUAGCCAAGAGUUUCUACGAGAGCCUGGUCCGCCGUAAGCAAAACCACCGCGUCAACUUCUUCGAGUACGAGAAGCCCGGCUGGACGUACCAUGCUAAAGGUCUGUGGUACUACCUGCCCGAGGCGCUACUGCCCAACCUCACGCUCAUCGGCUCUUCGAACUUUGGCGAGCGAUCGGUGAACCGCGAUCUGGAGACGCAGGUGUGCCUGGUGACGGCUAAUAAGGAUCUGAGCCAGCGGCUGCAGGCGGAAGCUGACCGGCUGUACGAUCUGUCACAGACGGCGGAGCGGGAAAUCGUCCAACGACCCGUUCCGCGAUGGGUCCAGGCCGUCGUUCGCAUAUUCAGGAAUUUCUUCUAGGCUCUUUGAUACAAUAGCUUAAUUUUUUUCGUUCUUUGUUAAGGCCCAUAUCCCAAGUAGUUAAUUUAGUUUUAUAAUUCGUGUUUAAUCUUUGCCCUGGGCAAGUGUUUCUAUUGCUGGUAAUUGUUGCUUUUGUACACACGCUAAAGUUUGUUAAAUAAUAAAGAGAAUGUUAUACGGAAUCGAGGGUAUGCAGAAGGAAAACUA